CCCGCUGGGGGCGGGGGACGCAGGAAAGACCCCAAGGUUCCUCUCCCUUUCCCUAGCGGAUGCAGCCUUCCCUCCCCCACCACCGGGAGGGGUCGGACUUGAUUAAAGUCAUUUUUCAAGAAAUCGCUAGCGGCCCCCAGGUCACGGCACAGUCGGCUCCUGUGCGCCAGACGCACGCACUCCCUUUUUGGCCCACCCUGCUCCCCUAAGGUGGAAAGAGAAGAACAAGACAAGUCACUCUGGGAAGCGCCUGUCCGCUCUUUCCAUCUCCUGGAAGAGGGAGGCGAGAAAGGAAGGUCCCCGGCGGCUGGCGUCCGGUGGCGUUCGGGAAAAUCGGUUGCUCCUCAAGAAGCCGGGGAUGAGGCUUCUUAACGAAGAAGCGCGGCAGUCUGUGCUGGGGUCCGGGGCUUCUCCGCUCGUGGGCGGCCAAGGCAUUGUUUGGGAAGGAUCGCGCUGGACUGGCAAGGCGGACGCCGAGCUCGGACGUUUGACACCUGCGCCCUGAGCACAAUGCCCGCGCGCGCCUCUCCGGAUCUGUGCUUAUCCGGGUUGGGAACCCCUGAUCACGGGCUGCAUUUUCAAAUUCAGACACAUAAUCCGCCCUCUGGGCUCUACCCGGUGAGGACAAGAGAAUUAUGUGGUCAGAGCUGUAAAGGUGUAACUGCGCCAUCUUACUCCCGACUCUAGUCCUUUGAUGCGGGCUGAAAGCGAGGACCCUUGGAGGGCUGCCAAAAUGAUCAAGGGCUACAUGCAGCAACAUAACAUCCCCCAGAGGGAGGUGGUCGAUGUCACCGGUCUGAACCAGUCACACCUCUCCCAGCAUCUCAACAAGGGCACCCCGAUGAAAACCCAGAAGCGGGCUGCCCUGUACACCUGGUACGUCCGAAAGCAACGGGAGAUCCUCCGACAAUUCAACCAGACAGUCCAGAGUUCUGGAAAUUUGACAGACAAAAGCAGUCAGGAUCAGCUGCUGUUUCUCUUUCCAGAGUUCAGUCAACAGAGCCAGGGGCCUGGGCAGUCCGAUGACGUCUGCUCUGAGCCCACCAACAAGAAGAUGCGUCGCAACCGGUUCAAAUGGGGGCCCGCAUCCCAGCAAAUCUUGUACCAGGCCUACGACCGGCAAAAGAACCCCAGCAAGGAAGAGAGGGAGGCCUUAGUGGAGGAGUGCAACAGGGCAGAAUGUUUGCAGCGAGGCGUCUCCCCCUCCAAAGCCCACGGCCUGGGCUCCAACCUGGUCACCGAGGUCCGCGUCUACAACUGGUUUGCAAACCGCAGGAAGGAGGAGGCGUUCCGGCAGAAGCUGGCCAUGGACGCCUACAGCUCCAACCAGACGCACAGCCUCAACACCCUGCUCGCCCAUGGCUCCCCCCACCACCAGCCCAGCGCCUCGCCUCCAAACAAGCUGUCAGGAGUGCGCUACAGCCAGCAGGGAAACAAUGAGGUCACUUCCUCCUCGACCAUCAGUCACCAUGGCAACAGCGCCAUGGUGACUAGCCAGUCGGUUUUACAGCAAGUCUCUCCAGCCAGCCUGGACCCAGGCCACAAUCUCCUCUCACCUGAUGGUAAAAUGCAGAUCUCAGUCUCAGGAGGAGGUUUGCCCCCCGUCAGCACCUUGACGAAUAUUCACAGUCUGCCCCACCACAAUCCCCAGCAAUCUCAGAACCUCAUCAUGACCCCCCUCUCUGGAGUCAUGGCCAUUGCACAAAGCCUCAACUCCUCCCAAGCUCAGAGCGUCCCCGUUAUCAACAGCGUGGCCGGCAGCCUGGCAGCCCUGCAGCCCGUUCAGUUCUCCCAGCAGCUGCACAGCCCUCACCAGCAGCCCCUCAUGCAGCAGAGCCCGGGCAGCCACAUGGCCCAGCAGCCCUUCAUGGCCGCUGUGACUCAGCUGCAGAACUCACACAUGUACGCACACAAGCAGGAACCCCCCCAGUAUUCCCACACCUCCCGGUUUCCAUCUGCAAUGGUGGUCACAGAUACCAGCAGCAUCAGUACACUCACCAACAUGUCUUCCAGUAAACAGUGUCCUCUCCAAGCCUGGUGAUGCCCACACAUCACUCUUUGUGCACAGCAACAAGGACCCUAUUUUUCCACACCAUCACCCUCCGGGCAGCUGUCACGGGAAAGCACGGUGACCCGCUGAGCACCUGCGCGAGGUCCCUGCUCACCUGACGUCCUGUCCUGCUGGCGCCUCGGACAGUCGCCCUGAGAGGCGCGGCCCGAAGCCCAGCCUCCCAUCUACGCAGUAUUGUCACGAUGCCUCUCCCACGGUGUCCAGCACUCCCGUCUGCCCUCCAGGCGGGAGGCGAGAAACCACGGAAGAGGAAGCGAGAAAGCCGGAGUGUCUACAUUUUGCUCCUUCAUCGAACAAACUGACGUGAAAACUUGAAUCUGUUACUGAAAUGAGGAGGACGCGUGCUAUUGAACUGAGCCAAACCCACUGUAAAUAUCAGCCAACUCCCCCCACCACCCCCAUCCCGGCUGAUCUUCAGGUUUCUUUUAAAGAAGUAAAUUUGUCCAAUGGGUGUAAACUAUAAACUACUGUAAUUAAGUGCAAUUUCCCCCUCCACUUCCUCUCCCCCCUGCCCUGUAUAUAAUACUAAAGUGUCUAUUAGUUUUCUUUGUAAAGGUCAGAGUCGAAUUUUCAAAGUGAUUUGCCCCCUCUCUCUUCCCCCAGCAAGAAAUAUCUAAGGCGGCGGUGAAGUCCUUGCCCCAUUCCUCAGGCCUGGACACACACAGGGACUGUGUCUUUUGGACUGACUGCCAGCUAAUUCCGAUCUUCUGAUGUUAAGACACAUCUCUGGAUCCGUGGGAAGGCUGAACAUGGGGUCAGAUAAUGUCCUAGCUUCUGGUGGGGCUGGGGCCUCAGCCAGGACACCCCCCCACCCCCCAAAAAAAAC
Molecule: messenger RNA, 2897 nt
Organism: Vicugna pacos (alpaca)
Lineage: Eukaryota; Metazoa; Chordata; Mammalia; Artiodactyla; Camelidae
Source: RefSeq, a predicted model, not a curated record